ACCACGUACUUUGUUCUAGUGGGAGGAUCCGUCGAAGUUGUUUUAGUGGGAGGAUCCGUCGAAGAUGAAGAACUUUGCACUGUGGAAUGUCUUGACCCUGCAAAAGCAGAAGCUGUAUGGGAGUAUGUCGCUCCUAUGAGUACUCCAAGACAUGGAGCCGGUGUUGCAGUGCUCGACAACUUGCUUUAUGCUGUUGGUGGCUAUGAUGGGAGAACCUGGUUGAGCAGUGUCGAGAGCUAUGAUGCUGAACGAAACAAGUGGAUCCGUGUGGCACCCAUGCAGACAGCUCGACAAGGGCUCUCGGUAUCCGUACUUAAUGGAUGUUUGUACGCUAUGGGAGGAGAGCAUAACGAUCUUCCUUUGACAACAGUAGAA
Cooperia oncophora is the source of this 375-nucleotide messenger RNA. Lineage: Eukaryota; Metazoa; Nematoda; Chromadorea; Rhabditida; Trichostrongylidae. The record is from the annotation of a GenBank genome assembly.